AAGACCUGGAGAUACAGGAAGACAUGGAUUUGUUGGAAGACGUAGCUUAGUUGGAAGACAUAUAGUUUCCGGAAGAUGUGGAUUUUCUGGAAGACAUGGCUUGGUUGGAAGACAUGGAUUUUCUGGAAGACGUACCUUUCUUGGAAGACGUACCUUUGUUGGAAGACGUAACUUUCUUGGAAGACGUACCUUUGUUGGAAGACGUACCUUUGUUGGAAGACACAGGUAGGCUGGAAGACAUUAAUUUGAUGGAAGACAUGGCUUUGUUGGAAGACGUGCAUUUGCUGGAAGACACAGAUUUCCUGGAAGACCUGGAUUUUUCGGAAGCUAUGGAUUUGAGGGAAGACAAGGAUUUUCUGGAAGACGUGGAUAGUCUGGAAGACAUGGCUUUGUUGGAAGACAUGGAUUUGCUGGAAGACACAGAUUUCCUGGAAGACGUGGAUUUUUUGGAAGCUAUGGAUUUGAGGGAAGACAAGGAUUUUCUGGAAGACAUGGAUAGUCUGGAAGACCUGGAGGCCAUUGGAAGACGUGGAUUUUCUGGAAGACAUGGUUUUUUUGGAAGAUGUAGAUUUUCAGGAAGACCCGAAUUAUCCGGAAGACCUGGAUUGUUGGGAAGACGUGGAUUUUCUGGAAGACUGGGAGGUUACGGAAGACUGGGAGGUUACUGGAAGACAUGGAUUUUCUGGAAGACAUGGAUUUUCAGGAAGACGUGGAUCUUCAGGAAGACAUAUAUUGGCUGGAAGACCUGGAUUUUUUCCGGAAGACGUGGAUUGACUGGAAGACCUGGAUUUGGUGGAAGACAUAGAUUUUUCUGGAAGACGCUGACUGACUGGAAGACCUGGAUUUCUUUCUGGAAGACACUGAUUGACUGGAAGAUCUAGAUUUUUCUGGAAGAACUAGAUUUACUGGAAGACUUGGAUUUGGUGGAAGACGUAGAUUUUUCUGGAAGACAUGGAUUAGCUGGAAGAUCUGUAUUUGAUGGAAGACCUUGAAAUUAUUGGAAGACACGUAUUUUCUGGAAGACAUGGAUUUUCCUGGAAGAUCUGGAUUUGGUGGAAGACCUAUAAUUGCUGGAAGACUGGAUUUACUGGAAGACUUGGAGCUUCUUGGAAGACGUGGAUUGUCCGGAAGACAUGGAUUGUCUGGAAGAUGUUGAUUUUCUGGAAGCUCAGGAUUAUCUGGAAGACCUUGAGAUUGUCGGAAGACUUGAAGUCGCUGGAAGACCCGGAGUUGUUGGAAGACCUUGACACUGGCGCCAUUGGAAACCCUGGACAUUGGAAACAUUGUAAGCACAGGAUAUUGGAGACAUUGCAAGCCUUGGAUUCUGAAGACAUUGGUUACUCUGGGCAUUGACGAUUCUGGAGGCCCUGAACAUUGGGAUAUUGAAUAUUGGAAGUCAUAGACAGUGAAAUCUCUGGAAAUUAGAGAUAUUGUAAGUCCUGUACCUUGGAACUCCUAAAUACUGGCAGAUAUGAACAACGGCAAGAUAUAGACAUUUAUAAAUCCUAAAAUGAGAAGCCCUGGAUUUUGGGAGACAUUGGUAAGCAUGGAUACUGACAUAUUUAUGUCAAAAGACAGUUUGGAAGAAUUAAAUUUUAAAGAUGCUGGACGUCAAGAAUACCGGCAGUCUGGACAAUAUGAGACCAGGAUAUUAAGAGGUCUAUUCAUUCAGACAUUGAGGCUAUUGAUGUACCUGAAAAUUGUAAGACCUAGUUCUUGCAGGUAUUAAAAGACUUGGGCAUUGGAGGAAUUGGCAAUAAAAACACACUGUAAAACUAGAAUGUAGGAGACAUUUAAAAAUGUAAAAACUGUGUGAUGUAAGUGCUGGAAGACAUUGAAGAAUCUAGACUUAACACUAUGAGAUACAUAGCCUCUAGAACACCUGUAUAUAGGAGACAUUGGAGGAUUAGGACCAUGGAAGACUUGUAAUUUAGAACUCUGGAUCCUGAAAGACAAGACCUGGACUUUGAAGAUGGGUUGUUGGAGAUAUUAGUAAGACCUACAUUUUUAAUAACUUGAAUACUGGGAAGUUUAGAAAACAAGGGCAUUGGAGAUGCUGCAGGAGAGGGACUGGAAUGCGUGGAUGUUAUAAUAUUGGGAAGAUCUGGCAAUUAAAGAUGUUGGAAGCUUUGGAGCUUAGAAGACUUGAGUUAGAGAAACUGAAGAACAGAAAGGCCUAAUCUUAAUGGUAUUGGAAAGUCAUGCUGAAAGAUAGUAGCAAUAUUCAAAGAGUUGUGCAUUAGGGCCUGGAUAUUAAAUUAAAAGACAUCAUGAGACUACUCUUGUAGUCUUUAAUACUAUUGCAUCUCUUCUGCUAAAAAGCAAAACACAAGGAAAUAGUAUUCUAGGAAAGUGAGAAAGAGAAGGCAGGGAAAUUCAAGAAAAAGCAAAUAGUUUGAAUGGGUUAGAAGCUAUUUUCAUAGUCUCGAUGAACUGGCCUUAUUAGUUAACAAGAUGGGAAUGGGAAAUUAUCAAAGAAUAAGCAGUAUCUAGGUUGAGAGAACUGCUUAGCUUUAGAUCAGGGAUCAACAAACAUUUUCUGUAAAGGUUCAGAAGUAAAUAUUUAAGGCUUUACAGGUUACAUUGUCUCUGUUGCAACUACUCAACUCUCCCAUUGUAGUGCAAUCACGGACAGUAAGUAAAUGAAUGGGGAUGGCUGUGCUGCAAUAAAACUUUACUUAAAAAAAAAAUGGUUGGGCUGCAUUUGGCCCAAGGGCCUUAGUUUGCUAUUCCCUGCUCUAACUCCAAAUCAAGGAUAUGGUAAAGUUAAGUACAUUCCAGCCUAGCAUUCACAUAUGAGAACAAGCAGAGAACAAGAGAACUUGUUCUCACAUGGAGAACAAGCAGAGAAAAUUGAAGCCGAAUGAUAAAUAACAAUAUCAUGUGCUGUAAUGAUAGGAGAUGAAACUGGCAAGAACCUAAGAAUUUAGAUCUCUAGGUAAUUGUUUGGACAAUUGCCCAAACAGGGAGCCUUGUAUUCAGAGCCAAAAUUAAAUGGGUUGCAUUCAGGGGCCCAACCAACAGGGCUGAGGAUCGAUGAGGAUGUCCUGAUUUAAUUAAAUAAGCUGGAAGCUUAAGUAAAUUAGAGAAGAAACCUACCCCUACAGACUGGACAUCUAUGGAGGGGAACAGGAAAAAGAUUAUAGCUUGGCAGACUCUUCCCAGCCACCCUGGCUUCAGGUAAUAUAUGUAAUUUCUUAAGUGACAAAGAGCUUAAGUGACAAGCUUAAGGGAUCAGACUUGAGCUGUGGGCUGAAGGCCCUUAGUACUUAGAUAAGGCUGAGGAGUCAGGAACUAUCACAUAUAUUACAUGAAAGAGAACACUGGCAUACAAAACUGGGAAAGUACACUGGAACUAGGCCAUGUAUGAUUUAAAGACCAAAUAGUGGAAUAUAUAGACAAUGGGUGGUCAUUAGACGUCUAUGAACAAGGAGAUAUUGGAAUCAGAACUGUACAUAAGGAAAGUCAGUUGAGCAGCAAGGUGCUGAAUAGCAAAGACUACUAGAUAUACAUAGUAGAACACCUAAUACUCCAAGCCAAAACACUUAAAGGGUUGGGAUGUGAGGCUAAUACAGUUAUGUAGGUAAGUGGUAGUGGGGGCUAGAAUUAAGGCAGUGACAUUUCUGUCACUCAGCAGACACAGCAUCAGUUAUGAUGAAUACUUAGCAUUCUGAAUAACACUAUUUUAAACUUCUUGAAUGCCAUCAUAGAACACAUGAAAUUCAAAGAAGUUCAGAAGCCAGCUGUGAGGAAUUUUCCUUGCCUAGUAAGAUUACGUAGAUUUACACAAAUUCUCUCAAAAGGCAGCUGAGCUAAUACCUUGUUGGUCAAGCAAAAACAGGUCCUAUUUAGCUUCAUCUUUACCCCUAUAUCACAGCUACCUAAUUUUCUUUAAAGUGGAAACAAGUGGAUGGAUUAUUUUCUAGAGAAUAAGAACAUAUCCAUGUCCAAAACUGAGAUUACCUCUAAUCACUACACAAAUAAAUGUUAUGCAAUGAUAACCAUAUUAUAGCAUGAAGAAUCACUGCAAAUCAGGGAGUAACUUACAGGCAAGCAAAUUAUUGUUUCAUGUAUCCCU
Messenger RNA from Chlorocebus sabaeus (green monkey), 4078 nucleotides. The record is from RefSeq and is a predicted model, not a curated record. NCBI's taxonomy places the organism in Eukaryota, Metazoa, Chordata, Mammalia, Primates, Cercopithecidae.